UCUGUGGAAAUAAUAUUUAUUUGAACCUAUUUCAACCAAUCUUAAUUGACACAUUUUAUUGUUUUCGGUCAUGAAACCCAGCGACAUACAUAUUACUCCACAAAAAACGGUUAAUUUCGUUUAGAAUGAGCGAGUAUAAGUGAGAACCGAUAGCCAGAAUGGAGGCUCGUGGCGGGCUGCGCUGCAGCGCGAGACUCAACGGUGAGGCGAGUCGUUCCUCGACGGGUACGAGUAGCAACGGAGGCAACCUCACCGUAAACAAGAGACCGCUGGCGGCGGCGGCGGCGGCGGCGGCGGCGGCGCUGCGGCGGGCGCGGGCCGCCGAGCGCGCGCGGGAGGUGGAGGACAGCCCCAGGGUGCUGCGGGACAAGUGCCGCCGGCUCGCGCGCGCCCUGCGCAACGCCAAGCAUCUCGUCGUGUACACCGGUGCGGGCAUCAGUACGGCUGCUGAUAUUCCCGACUAUCGUGGGCCGCACGGAGUGUGGACGCGACUACAGCGGGGCGAGACCGUAGGGCGCGUGGAGGUGUCCCGGGCGCGGCCGACGUUCACGCACAUGGCGCUGACGGCGCUGUGGGCGCGCGGCACGCUCAAGUUCGUGGCGUCGCAGAACUGCGACGGGCUGCACGUGCGCGCCGGCCUGCCGCGCCGCGCGCUGGCCGAGCUGCACGGGGACAUGUUCGCGGAGCUGUGCGCCGCCUGCCGCCGCGUCUACCUGCGGGCCUUCGACACCACCGAGCGCACGGCGCGGCACGCGCACGCCACGCGCCGCCUGUGCCACGACUGCGGCGCCGAGCUGCGGGACUCCAUCGUGCACUUCGGGGAGCGCGGCCGCGCCGCCUGGCCGCUCAACUGGGCCGGGGCGCUGCGGCACGCCGCGCGCGCGGACGUGGUGCUGUGCCUCGGCUCCAGCCUCAAGGUGCUGCGCCGCUACCCGCGCCUGUGGCGCAUGCACGCCGCGCCGGCCGCGCGCCCCGCGCUCUACAUCGUCAACCUGCAGUGGACGCCCAAGGACUCGGUGGCCGCGCUCAAGAUCAACGCGCGCUGCGACGCGGUGAUGCGGCAGGUGGCGCGGCGGCUGCGGCUGCGCGUGCCGCCCUACCGCGCCUCCCGCGACCCCCUGCUGGCGCACGCCGAGCCGCUCGCGGAGCCCGAGGCGCACACCUCGCGCCGCCCCCCGCUCCGCGCGCCGCCCGCCUCCGCCUCCGCCUCCUCCGACGAGCCCUCCUCGCCCUCCGCCUCCGACUCGGACGAGGAGCUGCCGCUGCGCCGCCUGGCCGACCGCCUGCGCGGCCGCCCCCCGCCGCCCCCCGCGCCGCCGCCGCCCGACCUGCUCCACGCCUUCCAGGUCAACAUGCGGUCCGGGGAAGCGACCAUUUUGUUGCGUGCCGAGCACGCGCCGACUCUGUGCAGUCAGCGUGCGACGUCGCCCGAGCGGAAGACCACGAGCGCGCUGCGGCAGUACAGGAGGCCGCGCCCCCCGCCCCGCGCCAACGGAUCCCUCGCCGCCCCGCCCACCGCCGGCACCGCCUCGCCGCUCCUCAUCGAGCCCAAGAAGGAGGAGGACGAGGGCGGCGGCGACGCCCGCCGCGCGCCCUGGGACCUCGGCGGCGGCCUGCGGCGCCUGCUCCACCGGCCCGCGGACGCCAACGGACUCGCGCCCAAGACGGAGUUCAAGGCCGAGCCCGAGUCGGAGUCGGAGGGCGAGGUGAAGUCGGAGGCGGGCGAGUGGGAGGAGCCGUCGGCGGAGGCGGCGGAGGCGGCGGCCGGGUCGCUGGCGGCGGCCAUCAUCGCGCGCGCGGUGCUGGUGUGCCGCGCGUCGCUGUACCCGGGGCUGCACACCAUCCUGGCGGCGCCGGCGGACGCGGUCGAGUGCGCCUGGUGCCGCGGCCGGUACGGCGCGCGCCGCUGCCUGUGGUACGGCCCCCCGCGGACGCCCCCGCCCGACCGCCGCGUGUGGCGCCGCGCGCGCGGCCGCCGCCUGCUGUGCGCCUGCUGCGCCGGCGACGACGCCCCCGCCCCCGGCACCCCCGCCGCCCCCGGCACCCCCGCCGCCGCCGACGACGACGGCGGCGGCUGGUACGGCAAGGGGUACCGCAAGGGGCGCCGCCGGAGACGGUAGCGCGACACACGCUCCCCCUCGCCCCC
This is a messenger RNA of Achroia grisella, 2146 nucleotides long. RefSeq names its product NAD-dependent protein deacetylase sirtuin-7 (gene Sirt7). Gene Ontology annotation, molecular function: NAD+ binding. The record is from RefSeq and is a predicted model, not a curated record. NCBI's taxonomy places the organism in Eukaryota, Metazoa, Arthropoda, Insecta, Lepidoptera, Pyralidae. Bases 159 to 2120 code for a protein of 653 amino acids. The transcript has 4 exons.